Messenger RNA from Tarenaya hassleriana, 1748 nucleotides. Its product is annotated as auxin-responsive protein IAA26-like. The record is from RefSeq and is a predicted model, not a curated record. Gene Ontology annotation, biological process: regulation of DNA-templated transcription. The transcript is spliced from 5 exons. Gene Ontology annotation, molecular function: protein binding. NCBI's taxonomy places the organism in Eukaryota, Viridiplantae, Streptophyta, Magnoliopsida, Brassicales, Cleomaceae. The coding region runs from base 717 to 1553 and encodes 278 amino acids. Gene Ontology annotation, cellular component: nucleus.
AACAGAGAGAGAGAGAGAGAGAGAUUGAUUGCGUGUGUUUUACACUGAGAUCCCCAAUCCCUCAAAUUUCCCUUUGUUUCUUUGCUGUUUUCCCUUUGGGAUUAGAAUCACAGAUUCCCGUCUCGCUCUCAUCCCCGUAGAAAUCAAAGCUCUUUCCUUUAACCGUCUGUAUUUCCAUCUCUCUCGUCCCUUUCGGAGUCUAGAGAGAGAGAGGGGGCAAAGUGGAAAAAGAGGAAGUGAAAGAGAAGAGAACCCACCAACGCGUGCAUUAAAAAACACGAGAGAGAAAAAUUGGAAAAGCAAAGCUUGACGAUUCGUUUAAAAUCCCACCACCAGCCACAAACCCUUAUCAUAGCUUAAGAGCAUCUCUCUCCCUCCCUCUCUCUUUUGUGGGCCUUUUCCUUUCUUGUUUUCUCCAGAGGUGUUUUCAGGUUUUCACGCGGGGCUGAAGGGUUUGGUGAGUUGUAGAGGUUCCUUCCCUCUCUGUGGCGAAAGAAAGUUCAUUUUGAUGGCAGAUAGGGUUCUUGUGAUGAUAUAAGUAUGUGGGUUCUCACGGGUGUAGGCAAAGUUUGUUCUUUUGCGUGAAGAAAUAAUUAACUUUUGGACAUAGAUUUCGAGUUUCAAGUGCUGGGUUGUUGAAUCACUUCCCUGUUUGGGCAUUUUGCCGGAGAAAGAAACGAGAGAAGAAGAUCUUCCGUUGCUUCCUCAUCUAACAAAUGGGGGAUCGUCCGAGAAACGGUGCAAUUUGUCCCAAGCUUCUGAAUUUGAUCCCUAAAGACAGAGAAUGGUACCAAAACGAGAAAUCGAGCAGCGCAUGUUGCAGUACAGAGGAGAAGAAGCUCGAGCUGAGGCUUGGAUUACCUGGUGAUGAUGAUUAUUGUUUGGAAAUGAAGAACACAGAGACAAGGAACAACAGCAAGAACAUGAAAAAUGCCAAACAUGACACAGAGGACAGCUCUCUGUUCUGUCUCGGUAACCACUUUUCGCCUUCCACAACCAGAACCAUAGCUGUUCCUCACAGCUCACAGAAACGAACUGCUCCUGGGCCAGUGGUGGGUUGGCCGCCAGUCCGUUCAUUCAGGAAGAAUCUAGCGAGUUCAAGCUCUUUGAAGGCGGGAAACGACUCCCCCAAUGGCGGACAGAACAAGCUCGAUGCUGAAAAACCAGUGGAACAAAAGACGAAAGGUCUGUUUGUGAAGAUCAACAUGGAUGGCGUUCCUAUUGGUCGUAAAGUCGAUCUCAAUACCUAUAACAGCUAUGAUCAGCUCUCCUCUGCCGUCGACAAGCUCUUCCGUGGUCUUCUUGCAGCUCAGAAAGAUUCCUCUGGUUGUGGAAACAAGCAAGGAGAAGAUAAACUGAUCACGGGAUUGUUGGACGGUAAUGGAGAAUAUACUCUCACUUACGAAGACAGCGAAGGAGACAAGAUGCUUGUUGGGGAUGUUCCAUGGCAUAUGUUUGCACCGUCGGUGAAGAGGCUGCGUGUGAUAAAAAGCUCCGAAGUUCCCUCUGCCCUAAUGUCUGGCGGCAGUAAGCAAGAGAGGAUGAAAAGCUGAAGGAACUUUUGCCGGAACCAAGAGGAUGCUGUUUCUUUCACUUUGGCGCUGAGUUUCUGGUCUUGAAUCCAUAUUCUUACAACUUCUUCAUGUACAUGUGGUUUGUCUACAUGCAAUCUUGUUUUUUUUACAUUUGAAUUUUGAUUUGUAUGAUUGGCUCCUCCCUUUUGGAUUCAAACAUGAGUUCAUGAGACA